Messenger RNA from Aspergillus wentii DTO 134E9, 402 nucleotides. It is a transcript of the gene fkbp3, whose product is annotated as peptidylprolyl isomerase family protein FPR2. Gene Ontology annotation, molecular function: peptidyl-prolyl cis-trans isomerase activity. The record is from RefSeq and is a predicted model, not a curated record. The transcript is spliced from 2 exons. The coding region runs from base 1 to 402 and encodes 133 amino acids. Gene Ontology annotation, biological process: protein peptidyl-prolyl isomerization. Lineage: Eukaryota; Fungi; Ascomycota; Eurotiomycetes; Eurotiales; Aspergillaceae.
AUGCGUUUCUCCCUCCUCACCACCCUCCUCUCCCUCACUUCCCUCGCCGUCUCCGCAGAACUCGGCAUCGAAACAACCCACUCGACCGACUGCACCCGCAAAACAACCAAAGGCGACACCAUCCACAUGCACUACCGCGGUACCCUCGCCUCUGACGGCUCCGAGUUCGACGCGAGCUACAACCGCAACAAGCCGUUGACGUUUAGAGUUGGGUCGGGAAUGGUUAUUAAGGGAUGGGACGAAGGUCUUUUGGACAUGUGUGUUGGUGAUAAGCGGACUUUGACGAUUCCCCCCGAGUACGGAUAUGGGCAGCGGGCUAUUGGGCCGAUUCCUGCGGGCUCGACGUUGGUUUUUGAGACGGAGUUGGUGGGCAUUCAGGGGGUUGAUAAGGAUGAGUUGUAG